GCGUCUGAACUCUUCACAGGUGCAGCAGGCGGUGCGAGCGAACUACAUGCAGGGUUACGAGAUCACGGAGCGCAUGCGCGCUCUGCUGGUGGACUGGCUGGUCCAGGUUCACUCCAGGUUCCAGCUGCUGCAGGAGACUCUGUACCUCACCGUGGCCAUCCUGGACCGUUUCCUGCAGGUCCAGCCGGUGUCUCGCAGGAAGCUGCAGCUGGCCGGCGUGACGGCCAUGCUGGUGGCGUGUAAAUACGAGGAGAUGUACGCUCCGGAGGUGGGAGACUUCGCCUACAUCACAGACAACGCUUUCACCAAGUCUCAGAUCCUGGAGAUGGAGCAGCUGGUCCUGAGGAGCCUCAACUUCCAGCUGGGACGUCCUCUUCCUCUGCACUUCCUGCGACGGGCCUCCAAGGUCGCCGACGUGAGUCCACGCAUCAGUUCCCCUAAAAUACUUACAGUCAAGGUGCUGGACGGCGUGCGGACGCAGAGCUCCAGCGUUCAUCGGGUCUGGGGUUUUCAGGGUGUCAGAGUGCAGCUCACUUUAGAAAUGUUCAGGAGCAGACUCGCCCCGGACCACCAACACUCGGCUCUGAGAGAAAAAGCUGCAGGUCUUAGUCUCUGUGGUCCUGAUGCAGGUCUUUCAGACCACACCUGUG
Molecule: messenger RNA, 650 nt
Organism: Plectropomus leopardus (leopard coralgrouper)
Lineage: Eukaryota; Metazoa; Chordata; Actinopteri; Perciformes; Serranidae
Source: RefSeq, a predicted model, not a curated record